Messenger RNA from Trypanosoma conorhini, 1095 nucleotides. Its product is annotated as putative GTP-binding protein. The coding region runs from base 1 to 1095 and encodes 364 amino acids. The record is from RefSeq and is a predicted model, not a curated record. The transcript has a single exon. Gene Ontology annotation, cellular component: cytosol. Lineage: Eukaryota; Euglenozoa; Kinetoplastea; Trypanosomatida; Trypanosomatidae. Gene Ontology annotation, molecular function: GTPase activity; GTP binding.
AUGGUCGGCCUCGUCGGUUACCCCAACGUCGGGAAGUCCUCCACAAUCAACGCGAUUAUCGGCUCCAAGAAGGUGGUGGUCAGUGCGACGCCCGGCAAGACAAAGCACUUCCAGACACUCACCAUCCCAGACGAGCGCCGCGUCGCCUUGUGUGACUGCCCUGGUCUUGUCUUUCCGUCGUUUGCCUCCACGCGGGAGCAGAUGGUGUGCGACGGCAUUCUCCCCAUUGACACAGCCACAGACGCCUUGUCGGCCGUCAACGUGCUGUGUCGCCGGAUUCCGUCUCAGGUGCUGCAGAAACACUUUAACGUCUCGCUGCGGGCCGAGGACGACGUAGACGACAGCCAUUCCCUCGUGGAGCGCUUCCUCAACGCGGUGGCGCGUCGGCGGGGGUACUUGGGGGCGCACGACCGACCCAACAGGUCUCGCGCCGCCCGAGAUGUGCUGAAGCUGUACGUGGAUGGCGCCAUUCUCUACGCCGAGCCCCCGCCCGGCUACACGGCUCCCCCCGCAGAGCCCGCCGUAGUCCGCGCCGACGGCGAGGGGGCGGACUCCGACUCCUGGGACGAUGUUGAGGGCGACGGCUGCGACGACUGGGACGACCUCGACAGCGCGGCAGACGCCCGCGCCCUCAGCGAGGACGGCGAGGCGCCUGGGGGGGACGCCCGUGCGCGUAGGCGCCCCGACGAGGCGGAGGACGAGGAGGUGGAGAAGGCGGCACCGCCGAUGUUUUACGCGCGGCCGAAUAGCAUGCGCGGGGUCCUCACCGCGCAGGAGGCGUUCAACGCGGAGGCCAACGCGAGCCGCAUACGGGCGUUGACCGGCCCCGCGUCGCGGCGGAAGAGGCGCACCAACCACCAGCUCGACCCCGCCACAGACACCUUCGUGAACGACGAGGGCGAGGUGGAGCUCGCCAUCGACGACGACGACGGCAUCAUUGAGCUCGUCGCGGGCGCCGCCCAGACAACCGCGCGGGAGGGCCAUCAAGAGCCGCCGAAGCAGCGGAGUAAGCGCCAGCUGCGCCGCGAGCUAAAGCGGCUGGGUGCGGGGCCAGUCAACCCCACCGCCCGCAAGCUGGGAGUGCAGGGCUACUAG